Macrosteles quadrilineatus (aster leafhopper) is the source of this 9081-nucleotide messenger RNA. RefSeq names its product rap guanine nucleotide exchange factor 1 (gene C3G). The record is from RefSeq and is a predicted model, not a curated record. The transcript has 20 exons. Gene Ontology annotation, molecular function: guanyl-nucleotide exchange factor activity. Gene Ontology annotation, cellular component: plasma membrane. Gene Ontology annotation, biological process: Ras protein signal transduction; positive regulation of GTPase activity. The coding region runs from base 175 to 3510 and encodes 1111 amino acids. NCBI's taxonomy places the organism in Eukaryota, Metazoa, Arthropoda, Insecta, Hemiptera, Cicadellidae.
AACCUAAAUCCAAAUCAAUGUCUAGAGAAGAAUAUUUUUGGGAAUCUGAUUCAAUCUAGAGAAUCUUUGUGUGAAUCAAGAUCAACAUAGAGAACUAUAGUUUUAGGCAACAAAAUCAAUGUGCAUACAGUGUUAGAAUUUAUUUACAAAAUUAAGUAUCAAGAAGGUAAAAGAAUGCCUGGUUAUGAUGAUUCAUUCCUCUCGGUUCCGGACCGAAGAGUGACUAAAUACAAAGUUAGAGAAAGUAAACCUUGUGUGGGUGCUUUGGUGUCUUCUGUCUCUCUCAAUUACUUUGGAUAUGACUUGGAUUCUGGUGACUCCAACGAGGGCACUCCACGCGCCAAGGGAGGGAAGCUGGCGCGUCGGGCGCGGUCGUUCAAGGAGGACUUCUUGGACAUUCUGGCACAGAUGCGGUCACCGGCAACUGCACGGGCCGGCUCGCCCAAGCCUAGCCCCAAACAUCGGACGACCAGUGGUAGCGAACCUCCGCCCGAGCUGGAGCGUAAUCCCCUCCGUGACAUGGAGAUUCAUGUUAGACAGGUCCAGUUUGCCCUGAAGCACUUCAGAGACGUAGUGUCCAGGAACAAGCUGGAGGUUCUCCCUGGCAAUGGAACUGUGGUUCUGGAGUCCGUCACUACGAUACACAGUGUGUUGAAAACAUACGUGUUUGUGGAACAAAGUUCUGCCCUAGUGUCUGCUAUGAACCAAGUGUACCAGAGCCUAGCCAAGCUGAUACGCCUGUGUGAUGAUGUCCUACUGUUGGGAGACAAGGCCAUCAGCAAGGAGAACGUCACUGAAGUUAUACAACAGGUCGAGGAGGCAGUGCAGAACCUCGUGAGCCUGGCGUCUGCUAAGAUCGCAGAACGCAGCAACAAGGCGUUGAACCACUCCAAGCCGACGUUGGACCGCAGCUCUACAUAUUCAGUGGAGUUCAGCGGCCGCAGCUCUCUCCCCGACAUCCCUCUUACUCCCCGGGAACGGCAGAUACUGGAGCAGACCAGUCAGACAGUGGUUCCACGUCACGCACCACACCACUCCCUCAGUAGUGAGAGUAUACUGCAUGACGACGUUCCUCCUCCCAAACCUCCACUGCCUAACAGGUCAUGGACAAGUGAGUCGCCUCCGCCGCUGCCUCCCAAGCGACGGCCGGCCAACUUCCCCUCACAGUCGAUGGAGAGGUUGAGUCUACGAAGCACCAACAGCUCUCUAGGCAGCAUGGACUCCAUGCUCAACUCUUCACUGAGAGACGAUGACGAACUACAGGCUCUAGUGGACGAGGAUAGCUCCAUCAACAUGGACUCUGUGCAACACACUCACGGUAUAGGAGGCAGUCUGUUGAACGGGUCAAGUGGGUCGUGUUGCUGCUGGGACAGUUCUUGUAGCAAUAUCUCUCAAGAUCACAGAGACUCUCCUCCCCUUCCCCCGGCCACCCUUACAACAGUGGCAGCGGAGAGAAUAUCAUCUUCGUCGGGGUUUGUGUCGAUGCGAAGUUCCACGCAGAGUUACAACUACAGCACAGCGUCGUCUAAGUCAGUGAGCAGUGCAACGUCCACGCAGGUCGCUGUCAGUGAGAACAAGUCGCAGAGUGUCGCGAGCGUGACCCAGAGCGACAACUCUCAGAGUUUAACAGUCACAACGUCGCAAAAGAUCACAUCCUCGCAGACACAAAGCUUCAGCAAUGUGGUUACCGUCACACCACCUGCACUCCCUGUCAAACAGCGGUCACGCCGGGAACGGCAGCCAUCACAGUAUGACAAUGUGCCAUCGACCAAUCACACGCAAGCUGACCUACUCGGCUCUAGUCCUACCCGACCCCCACCUCUCCCUCUGAAGAAGAAGCACAUGUUUCAAUCAGUGGCUUAUUCUGUAAUGGCGUACAUGGAGAUGUUUGGUAACUGCUCGCAGCCCAACACCAGUGAGUAUCUGAGACACUCGGUACACACAGCUACGUACAGUCUGAUGCAGGCUGAGUGGCAGCAACACCAGGUGACACUCAGUUCUACGCAGUCCUGCUCCUUCAACAUGCUGACUCGCCACUCCUCCCCUGCAGCAAGCCCCAACCCUCGUUGUGUGUCGCCGCAGUCGUCCACACCAGUGACGGGGGAUGAUCCGCCUGCAUUGCCACCCAAGCAGAGAGAUCGUCAUGCCUCUGCAGCUAGUCCACCCCCCGCCAGCCCCGUCCCAGCUCUCACACCUACACCACCCCCGCCAAAGGAGAAGGAGAAGGAGGUGGUAGAGACACGGCUGGCGCUGCCACUGACCAACGGUGCACAGCUGGCUCCAGACUCGCCUCUAGACAUGCUGGACAUCACCGGACUGCUGGUGCUGAAGAAGUGUGAGGAGGAGGGGCCAGACGUGAGGGGAGGACAUCCUGACGCUCUCAUCAUACACGCCACCAAGGCCAACAAGAACGGUACACUUCUCGUAAAUAACUUCUUGUAUCAAGAAGCGUUUCUGACAACGUACAGGACAUUCCUGACGCCGCUGGACCUGAUUGAGAAGCUGUGCCAUCGACAUGAGAGGUUCACACGCAGCUCGGACCAGUCCAAGCAGAGGGCGGCACGCGAGGCAUUCUCACUUCUAGUCAGGGUCGUCAGCGACCUCACAAUUUCUGAUUUGGAAACCACUGUGAUACAAACGUUAACGGAUUUUGUUUAUCAAUUGUUGUGCAACGGAGAUCUGAUAAUGGCGAAGGCGCUCAGGGUGAAGAUCCUAGAGAAGUAUAACAUCAAGAGACUUUACCAUGCUACCAGUAACCUGCUGCCCUCUCAGAACGUGUACACACGCCAAGCGUCACUGCUGGACUUCAAGUCUGAACACAUUGCUGAGCAGAUGACACUCCUGGACUCUGAACUGUUUAUGAAGAUAGAGAUUCCUGAGGUACUCAUCUGGGCCCAGGAGCAGAAUGAGGAGAGGAGUCCAAACCUCACACGCUUUACUGAACACUUCAACAAGAUGUCUUACUGGGCUCGGUCGAGGAUCCUGGAACAGCCGGACGCCAAGGAGCGGGAGAAGUACGUGGUGAAGUUUAUCAAGAUCAUGAAGCACCUGCGGAAGAUCAACAACUUCAACUCGUACCUGGCGCUGCUGUCGGCGCUGGACUCGGCGCCCAUACGACGGCUGGAGUGGCAGAAACACAUCACCGAGGGACUGAAAGAGUAUUGCGCACUGAUAGACAGCUCGAGUAGCUUCCGAGCUUACAGGCAGGCUCUAGCGGAGACACAACCACCGUGUAUACCUUACAUUGGUUUGGUGCUUCAAGACUUAACUUUUGUACACAUUGGUAACAGCGACUACUUGACUGACGGUGUUAUCAAUUUCUCCAAACGUUGGCAACAGUUCAACAUUGUAGAGAACAUGAAACGCUUCAAGAAAGGGACCUACGUUUUCAAGAAGAGUGAACGAAUCAUAGCUUUCUUCAGCAACUUUGACGAGUUUCUGUGUGAGGAAGCGAUGUGGCAGAUCUCAGAGAGCAUCAAACCUCGAGGAUCCAAGAAACCUGUCCAAUAGUGUUGGAACCUCCGUUAGUUUAAGUUGGUGGUCUGAGUGAGUUCAUAUUUUCUGGUCUUUACUUUCAACUUUUAAUAAACGAUGUAACUUUAUUUAUGUUUUGAAAAUGUAAUCAAACUGAUUGCUUAGAAAAGGAAAACCAUUUUUUACAGGUUAUAGCUUUAUAAUAGUUGAUUUAAUGAUUGUAAUUACAGUGAAUCAAAUCAAAAUCAGAGACCAGAUUGUGACGCUUCCUUGGACCAGUAUAGUUACCAUCCUUGUUUACUUUACUUUUAACAAAUUUACUUUAAAUACAUGGAACACUGUAUCAACACCGCUACCUUUACGUUAGUUGUCUAAGUUUUACAAGUAGGCUAACAGUAUUACACGCAGAGGUCUGCCCAAUCGAACCCUUAGGUUAAUGUAACGGUAACAAUGCUUUAAUUAUCAGAGUUAACGUAAGGUUUAACGGCACAAUGAAACAGAGCAACGAAGCGAAGUACGGAAAGGUGCAACUUUAGGCCUAAUAGUGAAGUGAGUGUUCAUUCGUGUGAUCGUACGUACGUGUGCAUGUGAUUCGAUUACGCAAUAAAAUAUAUGUAAGAUUUUUAUUAUAUGUGAUACGAUUUUAUUUGUUUUGAACGGUCCACAGUGUCGUGGCUGUUUGUAAAUAUUUUCACAAUAUUUGUGGCAUGUGCUAAGUGUAACAUACGAAUAUAUUUUUUAAAAAGUAAUAUUAUUUUGUAUUAUUUUUUUAAAUGUACGUAGGUCCAGUGUAAAGUGAAUGGUCGUAAACAGUUUUUAUCAACCGUUUGUCUCUUCGUCGUGUUGUUUUGUUAUUAUGUUCGAUAUAAACUCAAUGUAAUACGGUUUAUACGUGUUGUUUUUGUUAUUUUAUGCGUAUAUUUAUUUAUAUUAGUUCUUAUGAUUGUUGAGUCAUGUUUAUGAUUGUUUUUUAUAUUAUUUUUACCAUGGAACUAAGAGGUUGGACUAGUAUCUUCAACAGAAAUACCUAAUUGUUGAAUUUACAUUGGUGAAAAAGUUUAAGAUAUGGUACCACAGCUUUUUCUGCUUAGUAAAAUCCAAUCCAAUCCAAUCUGGGGGAAAACCUCAAGUCAUUAGAAUUCUAGAUACCAAGCCAUUGAAAUCCAGCUUUGUUAAUACCUUGAAGAGUAACCAAUCCACCGGGUAGAGCCAGCAGAGGACAAACAUUGACUUUAUGAUUCAUUACACCAUGGCUGCUCGACAGAUCUUCUGUCAUUUUCUUCUACUCACCACAGUGCAAAAGCGUUAGCGUCCACUGCUUACACAGAAGUCCAUUUUACAAUAAAUAUUAGGGGUAAAAAUUUAGUUUAAAGAAUUUUCAAAACAAUUAUGUAUAAUAUAAAUUAACUGACAUGGGGAACUAGACCUACCUCUUAGUUUGGUUUUCUACUUUAUAAUUCCGCAUGAUUUGCGUUUUUAUAUGUUCUAACAAUAGUCAAAUUCAAUUAUUAGUGUAGCACAUCCUUAAAACACUUAUAUACCAGGUUGUUUUCAGAAACAGUUGUCAUUUGAAUAUCCAACUCCAACGGUGCAUUCAGCUUCAUUAUAUCCAGCUAUAAACAUAUCAGUACUGAAAGACCAUUGUAUCAAAAUAUUCUUCAAUUUUUACACCGAAUGUUCGUAGUUUUGUCAAUUUUCAAUUUAGAGAUUCGACCUCUGAUCACGAUUAUCAAAUUUUAGCUAAGUUGACCGAGAAAUAUCAUGAAACGAACUGACUCUACUAAGCAUCAUUUAGCUCUACACUUAUAGAAUAAAUAUCGAUAACUAAAUGUGAUAUUAGUAAUUGUUCCCAGUGAAUUUAUAGCUUGGAAUAUUCGGUAGACUGUUUGAACUCUCUGUGUAGUACGAUGGAAUAGUUCCACAUCCAAAAUAGUUGUCCUGAUAGUUGAAACUGUGAGACUGGUAUUAUUGUUUGAUAGUUUGUCAAUAGUUUCCGCCUACGCUGCUCUUUAUACCAUACAAUGUCUUGGGAAUUGAAAAUGUGAGUGCUUGAAAAACCAUCCAUUUAGACUAUUAUUUAGUUACGGUGGAAUCCAACCAUCCUUGUGUAGUAAAUAUAUCAGGUCAUAUUUUACAAAAAUUAGUCUUAUAUAUCGGACACAAGAGUAACAUUAAUUCUUUCCAUUUUUAUCCAUGUGAGUAGAACUAGUAAAACUGAUUACAUACUAUGUCUGACAUAUGGCUGCUGCCUAGGAAUUGCUACACUUUUGGUUGAUAGUGUUUUUGGGCAGUAGAGAGCCGGGUCUGAGCAGUCUAAGGCACGAGACUGUUCAUGGAGGACAGUUCCCCCCCCUGACCCCCACCACCGCGCCUGGGACAGCGUAUCGGAACGGAACACGGAACAUCCGAACUGCACUCGUCAAAAUGUUGUUGUUAUCUAUGACUGUCGUCUUCUGUCAAAACGUCAACGUCCUUGUUUACAUUAUGAUCAGCUGGAUAAUUCAAUUGCUAUUGCUGUUAAUAUGUAUUUUUGCAAUUCAAUCUAAAGAUUUACUGAUUUGGUGGAAAUUAAAUACUUACUAUUAGAAUUUGGGUUUGCGUACAUAUUACAAAGAAAAAUAGACGUAUUACUAAAGAAAAAAAUCGAAAAAAGCCUACACAAUUUGACAUAUUUCACCAAAUAGGAAAAAUGAAUUGACACAGAGCUGUUUUAUUUCUUGAGCAAUCCUUGAAAGAACCGAUUUUCAAACUAUGGAAACAUAGAAAAGUCAUAGAACGCCACCAAUUAGAGAAGAAAUGGGGGAUAGUUUUUUUUUAGGUUAUUAGCCUAUAUUAAAGAAUGCCCAUAAGAUGAGGGCAUUCAUACAAUCGAAGAGAAUGUUAGCCGAAGGGCUACCAUUUUUAGCAGGAAACUUCUACUGUAUUAACUUUGUGAUGAUUGCAGCGGAAACUCUUCUUAGGACAAGUAAAAUUUGUACAACAAGGACAUUAAUGAUAUGUUUUCUUUUCAUCAAAGUCAAGUGGUUUUAGAAGUAUAUUACUAGCUACACCCAAAAAACUUUUCCUUUUUUGAUAAAACUUUAUUGAAGCGUUCAAUUAUUAUUCACAGUUAAAGGGAAACAAAAAAAUCAUCUGAACAGCGUCAGGCCUUUUAACUCUGCAUUUUCUCAGGUAAAUACAAUUGACAGUAUUAAAACAACUAAAUUGUGGCAGACAGGUUAAAUGCAGGAAUUCAGGUAGUUCUUUAGUAAUAAUGUGAACAAAUUAUAUCAUUAUUUAAGUAAAAUACCCCCGCCGCAGCAAACCUGCAGACUAAGCGAAUUUCCAUUAACCUGAUUGGAUUUACACUAAAAUGCCUCCAUAAAAAUAGCACAUUUAUUUCCUACUUAAAUAGAAUUAGUUUAACGAGUAGGCCUACUUAGGUUUGCUGCAACAGGGAGGGUAAAAAAGAUUUUUUUUAUAAAAUGAUAAUAGUUUAUUAAGAAAUAAAAGUAUUUUCCAAAAUAAAUCAAAAUAUGUUCAUAAACAAGCAAACUACAACAGUUGACUUAUUCUCCAUAAGAAUAACAUGGGAAUCUUAAAAUUACAAUUUUUUAAAAUUUUCUCCGUAACAAUUAGGCGCAUAAUAACGCUUCAAUAUACUAAAUUAUUUGUUUUUUAAGCUCUACAAAAUGGUUUAAAAAGAAAUUGUGAAAUUUUGUGUUUUUAGGGUCAAAAAUGGGAAAAACCUAUUUUUACCCCAUAAAACCCCCCAUAAACCCCCAUUCCCAUAGUCCGAUCAUGCUGGUUCGCGAACUCAUUCAAGUUUAUCCCGCCUUACACCUUCAAACCAAAUUUUAUCAAAAUCGGACAAAAAUUACUCAAUUUAUCGUGCGGAUGGACACAUAUAUAUAUAUAUAUAUAUAGAUAUAUAAAAAUUUGAACAAAUCGUGUUUUUGGCCUCUGGGGACAUCAAAAUGAAAAAGUAAAUCAGUCCCGGGCUUAGGUCUUACCAUGAGACCUACGGUAAUAGCUACUUCCCUAUAGGGAAAUUCGCUAAAAGUAAAAUAAUUAUUUGUAAAGAUAUACUGGUAACAAUUACGAAUAUAAUCAUGAACAAUCUAAUUCAGCCGAGUGGAAAAUAUUUGUAGAAAACAAUAAAUAAAUAAAUAUCAGCCUUUGAAAAAUUAUAAAAUAGUGAGAAUUUCCAUUGGUUACAUAGGCCUCUAAAUCUUUGAAUAACUCCGGAAAAAAUACUUUGGUUUAAUGAGCAACUUAGUUUAAAUACAAACAACAAACUACUUUGUUCCUAUCGACUAUUCGGUUCUUAUGAGGAGGCUUGGUUUUGAAGAAGAAGAAACCGCUCCGACCGACGGACCGUUUCGAUUCCGCUGUCCCACGGCGCGGUGGUGGGGGGUCGGGGUCCUCCAUGAACGGUCUUGUGUCUAAGGCAAGCCAUAAGACAUAGAUUGAGGUCGGUGGGAGAGGCUCAGCUAAAAUAAACAGUGGACAGCUCAGGAUGAAUUCAUUGUAUGUUGCACCUCAAAUCAGGAAUGUUGAUACUUUAGCCUAUCCUUGCUAUGAGUGUCCACCAAAAUUCAAACAUUUGAUUUUUUCGAUUUCAUAAAGAGGGUAAUACUGAUAAACUUAUAGUAACUAAAAAUCUCUGAAUACUUUAUGGAAUCUAUACGGUUAACUUUAGAGAAUUUAAAUUUGUUUCUUUCGUUUUAUUUUGAAGGAGAGAGUGCAAAAGCAUGUAAAUCAUAGGACAAUUAAAAUGUUCUUUCCAGUAACUCUCAAACUUUAUCACGGCAAUUCAAAAGAAAUGUUCAGGUUAAAUAUCUUAUUUUUCUUCCAAGCAUUUGUAUAGAACAUAAACGGAUAAUUGCUAUUGGGAUUGUUGGAUUUCUACUGGAAAAAUAAAUUACAAAAUAUAUUUUUUACUCAAAGAGUCAGGAAGAAUUAAUUGUGCCUGAUAGAGAAACUGUUUAUUUUUACUAUUACAUGCAAGAAGCAAAUUUUGAGGAUAAUCGGUAAGAGGUAAAGCCUGAUAUUUUGAAAUAACCCUAACUUAGGGCUUUAUCUUUUUCCAAAGGACCUAUAAAAUUCAAUUUAAUUAAUCCUACAAAUGAUCAAUUUAAGAUAAUAGUAUCUGAAAGCAUAACUAUUGAUCUAAUUAAAAUUAAGUAACAAAAUUACACAAACCAUUGGGUGCAAAAUUAUAUUUUAAAGCUAGAAUAAUGAAAAGCCUGUUUAAUCACAAUUAAUUAUAGCAAUGGAUGUGUGAGUUUUGUUUAUAACAAAGUAUAAUUUAUUAGAACAAAUUAAUCGUUAGCUCUCUGAUAAAAAUUUUUGUACGCGCUUGUGCUUUCAAACAAAAUAAUGUUUUGUUAACCAAAUUAAGCCAAUUAUGGGUUUAUAAAAAACGUAUGUUAGAAAAUGUAAAGAAAUUGGUUGAACCACUAGAUACAGUUAAACUGGUUUCAUUUAAGUAUAUGAACAAUAUUUACUGUAUGUUUGAAAUUAUUUUCAAAAUUAAUGUUUCUACGUAUUUUGUCUCGACUAUUGUACAUAUUUUCCGCCAUAUCGAACUUGCUUUCAGCUACCAUCUUCAAUAAAGAUGAACUU